Molecule: messenger RNA, 2712 nt
Organism: Mauremys reevesii (Reeves's turtle)
Lineage: Eukaryota; Metazoa; Chordata; Testudines; Geoemydidae
Gene: EZH2
Product: enhancer of zeste 2 polycomb repressive complex 2 subunit
Exons: 22
Coding region: 122-2458 (778 amino acids)
Biological process (GO): chromatin remodeling
Molecular function (GO): protein binding; histone H3K27 methyltransferase activity
Source: RefSeq, a predicted model, not a curated record
GCGCUCGGUCUGGGAGGGUGAAUCCGGCGGCCGGAGGCAGAGAGGAGCGGAGAGGGGACCCGGAGGCGGCAGCACCGGCGGGGGGUUGGGGGGUGUCCAUAUCAAAUUGGGAGCCUCUGGAAUGUUUAUUUGUGGUAACCAGAAAGCAUGUUGUGAAGGGAUAAUCAUGGGUCAGACAGGAAAGAAAUCUGAAAAGGGACCAAUUUGUUGGCGGAAGCGUGUAAAAUCAGAAUACAUGCGACUGAGGCAGCUCAAGAGGUUCCGCCGGGCAGAUGAAGUUAAGAGUAUGUUUAAUUCUAAUCGUCAGAAGAUACUGGAAAGAACAGAAAUCUUAAAUCAAGAAUGGAAACAACGUAGGAUACAGCCUGUACACAUCAUGACUUCUGUGAGCUCAUUGCGUGGGACCAGGGAGUGCUCUGUUACCGGUGACUUAGAUUUUCCAAAACAAGUCAUCCCGCUCAAGACUCUGAAUGCUGUUGCUUCAGUGCCCAUAAUGUAUUCUUGGUCUCCCCUUCAGCAAAAUUUUAUGGUAGAGGAUGAAACGGUUUUACAUAACAUUCCUUACAUGGGAGAUGAAGUGCUUGACCAGGAUGGAACCUUUAUUGAAGAACUGAUCAAGAACUAUGAUGGAAAAGUACAUGGAGACAGAGAAUGCGGAUUUAUCAAUGAUGAGAUAUUUGUGGAGCUGGUAAAUGCACUUGGUCAGUAUAGUGAUGAUGAAGAUGAUGAUGAUGGAGAUGAUAAUCCUGAUGAGCAAGACGAAAAACAGAAAGACCGAGAAGGCAACAGAAUGGAGAAAGAGAGCCAUCCACCUCGGAAGUUUCCUUCUGACAAGAUAUUUGAAGCCAUUUCCUCGAUGUUUCCGGAUAAGGGUACAGCAGAGGAAUUGAAGGAGAAAUACAAAGAACUUACAGAGCAGCAGCUGCCAGGAGCUCUUCCUCCUGAGUGCACACCAAACAUAGAUGGACCAAAUGCAAAAUCUGUUCAGAGGGAGCAGAGUCUGCACUCCUUUCAUACGCUCUUCUGUAGGCGCUGUUUUAAAUAUGACUGCUUCUUACAUCUAAAGCAGUGCUCCGGGGGAGCGGGGCUGCACACUCCAGCGGAUCAAACAUUCCACGCAACUCCUAACACUUACAAACGGAAGAAUACAGAAACAGCAAUAGAUAAUAAACCUUGUGGACAGCAUUGUUAUCAGCAUCUGGAAGGGGCAAAGGAGUUUGCAGCUGCACUGACUGCUGAGCGAAUAAAGACGCCACCAAAGCGCCCAGGUGGCCGCCGAAGAGGAAGACUUCCAAAUAACACCAGCAGGCCCAGCACACCAACAAUAAAUGUGUUGGAAUCAAAGGACACAGAUAGUGACAGGGAAGCAGGAGCAGAAACUGGAGGUGAAAAUAAUGAUAAAGAGGAAGAAGAGAAGAAAGAUGAAACAUCCAGUUCCUCUGAGGCAAAUUCCAGGUGUCAGACACCAAUAAAGAUGAAGCCAAAUAUUGAGCCUCCUGAGAAUGUGGAAUGGAGUGGUGCAGAAGCCUCAAUGUUCAGAGUUCUCAUUGGCACCUACUAUGACAACUUCUGUGCAAUUGCUAGAUUAAUUGGGACCAAAACAUGCAGGCAGGUGUAUGAGUUUAGAGUAAAAGAAUCUAGUAUUAUUGCUCCAGUUCCUGCUGAAGAUGUUGAUACUCCUCCAAGAAAGAAGAAGAGGAAGCACAGGUUGUGGGCUGCUCAUUGCAGAAAGAUACAGCUGAAAAAGGAUGGGUCAUCUAAUCAUGUUUACAACUACCAGCCAUGUGAUCAUCCUCGUCAACCUUGUGACAGCUCAUGUCCUUGUGUAAUUGCUCAGAACUUUUGUGAGAAGUUUUGUCAGUGCAGCUCAGAAUGCCAAAACAGGUUUCCUGGAUGCCGCUGCAAAGCACAGUGCAACACUAAGCAGUGUCCAUGCUAUCUGGCUGUACGUGAAUGUGAUCCAGACCUCUGUCUGACAUGUGGAGCAGCCGAUCACUGGGACAGCAAAAAUGUUUCUUGCAAGAACUGCAGCAUUCAGAGGGGAUCCAAAAAGCAUUUGCUGUUAGCACCUUCAGAUGUGGCAGGCUGGGGAAUUUUCAUCAAAGAUCCCGUACAGAAGAAUGAAUUCAUCUCUGAGUACUGUGGUGAGAUUAUUUCUCAGGAUGAGGCAGACAGAAGAGGGAAGGUAUAUGACAAGUACAUGUGCAGCUUUCUAUUCAAUCUGAAUAAUGAUUUUGUGGUUGAUGCAACACGCAAGGGUAACAAAAUCCGAUUUGCAAACCAUUCAGUAAAUCCCAACUGCUAUGCAAAAGUUAUGAUGGUUAAUGGAGAUCACAGAAUAGGUAUAUUUGCUAAGAGAGCCAUUCAGACUGGUGAAGAGCUGUUUUUUGACUACAGAUACAGCCAGGCUGAUGCACUGAAAUAUGUAGGCAUUGAAAGAGAAAUGGAAAUCCCUUGAUAUCAGCUACCUCUACUUUUGAACAGCUGCCUUAUCUCCAGGAAUUUUCUAGUACUGUGGGCAAUUUUAGAAAAAUGAUGCAAUUUGAAAUUCUGAAUUUGCAAAGUACUGUAACAGUAAUUUAUAGUAAAUUUCAAAAUCAACUUUUUAUUGCCUUCUCACCAGCUGCAAAGUGUUUUGUACCAAUGAACUUUUGCAAUAAUGCGGUGUGGUACAUUUUUCAACCUUGAAUAAAGGAUACUUGAACUUCUUCA